This is a messenger RNA of Cryptomeria japonica (Japanese cedar), 1246 nucleotides long. RefSeq names its product ethylene-responsive transcription factor ERF110-like. Gene Ontology annotation, molecular function: DNA binding; DNA-binding transcription factor activity. The coding region runs from base 126 to 1028 and encodes 300 amino acids. The record is from RefSeq and is a predicted model, not a curated record. The transcript has 2 exons. NCBI's taxonomy places the organism in Eukaryota, Viridiplantae, Streptophyta, Pinopsida, Cupressales, Cupressaceae. Gene Ontology annotation, biological process: ethylene-activated signaling pathway; regulation of DNA-templated transcription.
UUUCAGUGAUUCAAUUAGAAUUGCCUAAAAGUUGUAAAUCCACAUCACAAGUCUUCUGCUCAUCUCCAAACCAAGCAAAUCAACAUCACAACUUGUCUCCAAAACAAGCAAAUGGCUACAAAGCCAUGCCUUCCCUGGUACUCCAAAUCAUUUUCACCUGGUCUCCUAAAAUGACAGAAGCAGCUAUUAUCUCUGAGCUUAAACCGCCCUCCUCUGCUCGUAAAAGAAGAGCCAAUGCUAAAGAUUUGUGGGCCAAAUUGGACAAUCUAUCAUAUCCCAAAGGAAGAGUUGGUGAUGAAUUGCAAAUUCUGAGGGAGGUAAAUAAGAAGAAGAAGUGUAGUAAACUGCAUGGGUACAGAGGCAUAAAGCAACGCCCCUGGGGAAAGUGGGCUGCAGAGAUUAGAGACCCCAUUAAGGGAAUGAGGAUCUGGCUCGGUACUUUUAGUACUUCGGAGGAUGCAGCCAGAGCUUAUGAUCGAGAAGCUUUUAAGAUCAGAGGAGCCCAAGCCAAGCUCAAUUUCCCCACAACAGAGCCACCAUCAAAUUUGGAUAAUAGUCUAAAUUCAAUGCAGAUUCUGGCGGAGGUUGAAGCAAGGUUGCCACCAACAAAUAUAGAAAGUGAUCUGAAAUCAAAAGAAACUCUAGAGGACAUUGAAGGCACCCCAAGUUUUUUGAAGGCAUCGAUGGAGGAUUAUCUUCAAUAUUUGGAGGCAGUGCUGGAGCUGAAGCCUGAGAUCCCAUCUACAACAGCUUCUACUUCAGACCUUAAUUUUUUCGAUUGGGUUGAAGAUGAGAACAAAAGCUCUGGUUUACUCUGGGAAACGGCCCAUGAAAUGGAUUAUAGGGAGGAAGACAAAAACCUGUUUGGGGUAGAGGAUGAUGAGUGGAUAUUGAAUUCGUGCAAGGCUGCAGGGGUGUUGGGUAUGUAUAACUGUCCUCAACAGGUAAGCAUGGAUUUGCUUUGCCAAAGUCCUCUGUAUGGCUGGGAUAGUGUUGAAGACGACGGCUUGUGGCAUUCCAGCUUAUGACAUCUGAUUUUAUAGAUAGUCUGUAAUAAUGUUGUAUAUAGAUAACUGUUAAAUGCUUUUGCUUCCUUGUGAAAUAUGGUUUAUGUUCAUUGCGAGCUCAUAUCUAGAAGAUAAUUAGGUUAAGGUGAACCAUUAUUAGGCACCCUCUCAUAGGGUUGUACACAAACAAGUUUUUAUUGUAUAUUUGGGAUUCACAAUUUCAUUGUAUCAUUAUUAAA